Molecule: messenger RNA, 1471 nt
Organism: Phytophthora nicotianae INRA-310
Lineage: Eukaryota; Oomycota; Peronosporomycetes; Peronosporales; Peronosporaceae
Exons: 4
Coding region: 504-1406 (300 amino acids)
Cellular component (GO): cilium
Source: RefSeq, a predicted model, not a curated record
UGCCACUUCAACUUCCACCUGUUGCGACCUUUGAUCGAGUGUAUCCAAUUGAAAAACAAGAGCAAUGGAGCAAGACCUGUCGUACUCGUACUCGUCCAAGCCGCGACCCGUGCAGACGAAUCGCGGCAAAACGCGCGAUGGCGGCAGCAAACCUGCCCCGACAAACAUCAUGCACGAUCCGAGGAUCCCGCGCGGCAGUGUCUUCGCUCCAGUAAGUGCUGUGUCAAAUAAACAUUUUGACAAAGCCACUUAUUGCAUUGCGUAGGUUAACUCGUCGAGAUCAAAUGAAGUGCGAGAGAAGGUGAAAAGACGGAGAAGCACAGUGAUCAAAAAGAGGAGCAACAACAACAAUAAGAGUCAUCCGAGCGUCUUCGAGACACAGGCUGGGCCGUCAAACAGAUUUUCUUCGAUCUCGCUGGACGCGAACCUGAUUGAACAAACGCAGCCGACACCAGAUCGCGAGUCCUUCAGCCAGACAGACGAGUUCCUACCUCGGACGCAGAAUGCACGCAAUGCAACAACGAACGACGUGUUCAUGCGACCGAAGAUCGGCAUCGACACAUCCACACAAGCAAGUUCUUUUGCUGUAUGGAAAUGUUUGUGUCGCUAAUGUUUUUGUGUGCCUUGAACAGAUUGAAGAUUCCGAUGGAUUGUUCGACUUCGAUGUCGAGGUCAAGCCGCUGUUGAAUGUACUGGUGAACAAGUCGCUCGCGCAGGCGCUGCUGGAAGUGAAGGAAGAGCAGGAGAUGCAGCUGUUACACUGUCAGCAUGAAGUACUGAAGGCCGAAAAGAAUGACGCUAGGCAGGCAGAACGUGAGUUGGAGGAUAAGGCUAAAGAAGCAAACCGUCAAAAAGAGCUGGUCAAGAAAAAGAAAGCAGAACAGCAGAGACACGACCAGAUUAUGCGCAAGAAAUUGUUCGCGUGGCAAUUUGCGCGUCCACUGGUAUCCCAGACGAUCGAUCAGGCUACUGCUACACUUCAGAAGAAGGGUGUGUUUUACGACCCCAUUCUUCGCAGUCUUUCUAUUUGGCUGGCAAGGGAUGUUUACGAAGGCACCGACGAUACCAUUCGUUUGCGUGCUCUCUCUACGGAAUUGUUAAAUGACCUUAUUUUUCAUGGACUUCGUCGACAAGCAUUAUUUGCGCAAUUACUUCCAAACGAAAGUGAAGCUAUGGUUCGUCUUCUGCUUCGGGAUCCUCUAGUUUUGCCUCUCCCGGAAGAUGCAUCAGCAGGGACCGAGCCCCUGUCUGUAACUGAAAUCGGGCCAAUCGCGCUCUCACGUGCCGAUAGUUUGGAAGCCAUAGAAAGCAGAAUUGAGGCGUGGAUACUUGAGAAUGUAGGAAGCCAAGUGAACAUUCCCAAAGGAGGCUUUCUCUCCUUAUUGCAGCUCGCGAAAAUAACCUAACAAACAAGGAUGAAGGGUUCAAAUGUUCAGUCUCUUUUACGAAGUUGUGGUAUGGUACACGAUGG